This is a messenger RNA of Linum tenue, 165 nucleotides long. The record is from the annotation of a GenBank genome assembly. NCBI's taxonomy places the organism in Eukaryota, Viridiplantae, Streptophyta, Magnoliopsida, Malpighiales, Linaceae.
UCUCAAAUUCUUAGGAAACUUUAUUGCCCGUUGAGCUUGCGAAGCAACAGGCGGAACCUACUGUGGUGGAGUGGCGACGACUGUUUCACCGGCCACUUCAUAGCAGAUUUUGCACUCUUGAAGGAAUUAAGACCUUGGAAAAUUGAUUUGCCUUCACUUGAUCCU